Sungouiella intermedia is the source of this 6618-nucleotide messenger RNA. Lineage: Eukaryota; Fungi; Ascomycota; Pichiomycetes; Serinales; Metschnikowiaceae. The record is from the annotation of a GenBank genome assembly.
AUGGCUAGAUUGUCUGCUCCAAUUUCCCCACCAAUGGAAUCCACUGGUGACCGUUUGAUGACCUUGGAAACCAAGAAUGGUGAUGCCUUGCAGGGUUACUCUUUCGGUGCUCCAGUUUCUGCUGCUGGUGAGGUUGUUUUCCAAACUGGUAUGGUGGGUUACCCAGAAUCCAUCACUGAUCCAUCUUACGAGGGCCAGAUUUUGGUUAUUACUUACCCACUUGUUGGUAACUACGGUGUCCCAGACCGUGAGUUGAAGGACGACAUCGUUGACAAAUUGCCAAAGUACUUCGAGUCUAACCGUAUCCACAUUGCUGGUUUGAUUGUUGCUCACUACACCGAGGAGUACUCCCACUACUUGGCUAAGUCUUCUUUGGGCCAAUGGUUGCAGAAGGAGGGUGUUCCUGCCAUGUACGGUGUGGACACCAGAGCCUUGACCAAGAAGUUGAGAACUGAAGGUUCUACCUUGGGUAGAAUGGCUCUUCAGCUUUCCGACUCAAAGCAUGACGAAGCUGUUGGUGCUGAGAACUGGAGCAAAUACUUUGAUGUUCCAGAGUGGGAUGAUCCUAAUGUCAAGAAUUUGGUCGCUCAUGUUUCUACCAAGGAACCAGUGUUGUACACUCCAAAGUCCAACGCCAAGGUUGACAAGAACGGAAAGCCAAUCCGUAUUGUCGCUAUCGAUGUUGGUAUGAAGUACAACCAGAUUCGUUGUUUUGUCGCCAGAGGUGUGGAGUUGAAGGUGGUUCCUUGGGACUACGACUUUACCACUGAGGAGUACGAUGGUUUGUUCGUCUCCAACGGUCCAGGUGAUCCUCAGGUCAUGACCGAGACUGUUGCCAGAUUGGAGAAGGUUUUGAAGGAGGCCAAGACUCCAGUUUUCGGUAUUUGUUUGGGUCACCAGUUGUUGGCCAGAGCUACUGGUGCUUCUACUUUGAAGUUGAAGUUCGGUAACCGUGGUCACAACAUCCCAUGUACCUCCACCAUUUCUGGUAGAUGUUACAUCACCUCUCAGAACCACGGUUACGCAGUUGAUGUUGACACUUUGACCGACGGCUGGAAGGAGUUGUUUGUCAACGCCAACGAUGGUUCUAACGAGGGUAUCUAUCACGAGACCAAGCCUUUCUUCUCCGUGCAAUUCCACCCAGAGUCCACUCCAGGUCCAAGAGACACUGAGUUCUUGUUUGAUGUCUUCAUCGAUGCUGUUGUUGACUUCAAGAACACCGGCGUCUACAAGCCAGUUGAGUUCCCAGGCGGAAAGAUCGCUGACAACAGAGCUGCUCACCCAAGAGAGAAUGUCAAGAAAGUUCUUGUUUUGGGUUCUGGUGGUUUGUCCAUUGGUCAAGCAGGUGAGUUCGAUUACUCUGGUUCUCAGGCCAUCAAGGCUUUGAAAGAAGAAGGUAUUUACACUGUUUUGAUCAAUCCUAACAUUGCCACUAUUCAGACUUCCAAGGGUUUGGCUGACAAGGUCUACUUCUUGCCAGUCAACCCUGAAUUCGUCAGAAAAGUCAUCCAGCACGAGCGUCCAGAUGGUAUCUACUGUACUUUCGGUGGUCAGACUGCCUUGAGUGUCGGUAUUGCUUUGAAGGACGAGUUUGAGUCCUUGGGUGUUAAGGUUUUGGGUACCCCAAUCGAUACUGUUAUCACCACCGAGGACAGAGAGUUGUUCGCCAGUGCUAUGGAGGAGAUCAACGAGAAGUGCGCCAGAUCUGAGGCUUGUUCUACCGUCCAAGAGGCUGUUGAUGCCGCCAAUGCCAUCGGUUACCCAUUGAUUAUCAGAGCUGCUUACGCUUUGGGUGGUUUGGGUUCUGGUUUUGCUGACAAUGAGCAGGAGUUGGUCGAGUUGUGUAAGAAGGCUUUUGCUACUUCUCCUCAGGUUCUUGUGGAAAGAUCCAUGAAGGGCUGGAAGGAAGUUGAGUACGAAGUCGUUCGUGAUGCUUUCGACAACUGUAUCACUGUUUGUAACAUGGAGAACUUCGACCCAUUGGGUAUCCACACUGGUGACUCUAUCGUCGUUGCUCCAUCUCAGACCUUGUCCGAUGAGGACUACAACAUGUUGAGAACCACCGCUGUCAAUGUCAUCAGACACUUGGGAGUUGUUGGUGAAUGUAACAUCCAGUAUGCCUUGAACCCAUUCUCCAAGGAGUACUGUAUUAUCGAGGUUAAUGCUAGAUUGUCUCGUUCUUCUGCUUUGGCUUCCAAGGCCACUGGUUACCCAUUGGCUUACACUGCCGCCAAGUUGGGUUUGAACAUUCCUUUGAACGAGAUCAAGAACUCCGUUACUAAAUCCACCUGCGCAUGUUUCGAGCCAUCUUUGGAUUACGUUGUUGUCAAGAUCCCAAGAUGGGACUUGAAGAAGUUCACCAGAGUUUCUUCUUUGUUGUCUUCUUCCAUGAAGUCGGUUGGUGAGGUCAUGUCUAUCGGUAGAACUUUUGAGGAAGCUAUCCAGAAGGCCAUUAGAUCUACUGACUACCACAACUUGGGCUUCAACUCCACUGCUGCUUUGAUGUCUAUCGAUAUUGACACCGAGUUGCAAACUCCUUCUGACCAGCGUUUGUUCGCUAUUGCCAACGCUUUGUCUGACGGCUACUCCGUUGAAAAGGUUUGGCAAUUGACCAACAUUGACAAGUGGUUCUUGAACAAGUUAGAUGGAUUGAUCAAAUUCGGUAACAAGAUUGCAAGCUUCGGCGCCAAGGAGAACUUGCCAAUCCCUGUGUUGAGACAGGCCAAGCAGUUGGGCUUCGAGGACAGACAGAUUGCUAAGUUCUUGGACUCCAACGAGGUUGCCAUUAGAAGAUUGAGAAAGGAGGCUGGUGUUGUUCCAUUUGUGAAGCAGAUCGAUACUGUCGCUGCUGAAUUCCCAGCUUUCACCAAUUACUUGUAUGUUACUUACAACGCUGAUUCUUCAGAUGUCGACUUUGAAGAUCACGGUAUUAUUGUUUUGGGUUCUGGUGUCUACAGAAUUGGUUCUUCCGUUGAGUUCGACUGGUGUGCCGUCAGAGCUAUCAGAACUUUAAGAGAGAACAACUUCAAGACCAUUAUGAUCAACUACAACCCAGAAACCGUGUCCACUGAUUACGACGAGGCCGACAGAUUGUACUUUGAGACCAUCAACUUGGAGAGAGUGUUGGAUAUUUACGACUUGGAGCAGUCUGGAGGUGUUAUCAUCUCUAUGGGUGGUCAGACCUCUAACAACAUUGCGUUGACCUUGCAUCGUCAGAACGUCAAGAUCUUGGGUACUUCUCCAGAGAUGAUUGAUUCUGCUGAGAACAGAUACAAGUUCUCCAGAAUGUUGGACCAGAUUGGCGUUGACCAGCCAGCUUGGAAGGAAUUGACUUCCUUCGAAGAAGCUGAGGAGUUCGCUGAGAAGGUCACUUACCCAGUCUUGGUUCGUCCUUCUUAUGUGUUGUCUGGUGCUGCUAUGAACACUGUCUACUCUAAGGCUGACUUGGCUUCUUACUUGUCUCAGGCUGUGGAUGUUUCUCCAGACUACCCAGUCGUUAUCACCAAGUACAUUGAGAACGCUAAGGAAAUCGAGAUGGACGCCGUCGCUAAGGAUGGUAAGAUGAUCAUGCACGUUGUUUCUGAGCACGUUGAAAACGCUGGUGUCCACUCCGGUGACGCUACUCUUAUUGUGCCACCACAGGACUUGGACCGCGAGACUGUCAAGAGAAUUGUCGAGGCCACUGCCAAGAUCGGUAAGGCUUUGGAUAUCACUGGUCCUUACAAUAUUCAGUUCAUUGCCAAGGACAAUGACAUUAAGGUUAUUGAGUGUAACGUCCGUGCUUCCCGUUCGUUCCCAUUCAUCUCUAAAGUGGUGGGUACUGACUUGAUUGAAAUGGCCACUAAGGCUAUUGUUGAUCUUCCAGUGACUCCUUACCCAGGCGAAAAGUUGCCAGAGGACUACUGUGCCGUUAAGGUUCCUCAGUUCUCUUUCUCCAGAUUGGCUGGUGCUGACCCAAUCUUGGGUGUUGAGAUGGCUUCUACCGGUGAGGUUGCUACUUUCGGUAAGAACAAGUAUGAGGCUUACUUGAAAUCCUUGAUCUCUACUGGUUUCAAGUUGCCAAAGAAAAACAUUUUGUUCUCUAUCGGUUCUUACAAGGAAAAGCAGGAAUUGUUGCCUGCCAUCAAGAAGUUGCAUGAAAUGGGCUACAAGUUGUUCGCUACUGCUGGUACAGCUGAUUUUAUCAAGGAGCAUGGUAUUCCAGUCCACUACUUGGAAGUGUUGAGCGAGGAGGAGGACCAGAAGUCCGAAUACUCUUUAACCCAGCACUUGGCCAACAACUUGAUUGACUUGUACAUCAACUUGCCAUCUUCCAACAGAUUCCGUCGUCCUGCUAACUACAUGUCCAAGGGUUACGAAUCCCGUCGUAUGGCUGUUGACUACUCUGUGCCAUUGGUUACCAACGUUAAGUGUGCCAAGUUGUUGAUUGAGGCUCUUUCCAGAAAUAUCACUUUGGAUGUCUCCAACAGCGAUGCCCAGACCUCUCACUCCACUGCUGUUUUGCCAGGUUUGAUUAACAUCUCUUCUUUCGUUCCAUCUUUGAACGACUUCUUGACUGCCACCAAGACCUCUUUGGCUGCUGGUUUCACUUUCAACUCUUUCUUGCCACAAACUGUCAGUGGUUCCACUAUCGUGGACAUUGAUUCCUUGGGAAAUGCAAUUGACUUGGCCUCUGAGUCCGCUUACACUGACUUCUCCAUCUCUAUUGCUGGUUCCGAGACCAACUCCGAGGAAUCUGCUGAGGCUGCUACCAACGCAGGUGCAUUGUUUUUGCCAUUCAACGACCUUGCUAACUCUAAGGUUUCUUCGAUCUCGGCUCACUUUGCUUCCUGGCCAACUGCUAAGCCAAUCAUCACUGACGCAAAGGCUACUGACUUAGCCUCCGUCUUGUUGUUGGCUUCCUUGCACAACCGUUCUAUUCACAUUACUGGUGUCUCUUCUGAAGAGGACUUGGAGUUGAUCAAGAUGUCCAAGGCCAGAAGCUUGCAGGUGACCUGUGACGUGAACGUAUACUCUUUGUUCUUAUCUAGAGCCGACUAUCCACAAUUUAACUUCUUACCAACUGAGGAGGACCAGAAGGCAUUGUGGAACGGUUUGGAGUCCAUUGACUGUUUCUCUGUUGGUGUCUUGCCAUACUUGGUUGCUAAGGGUCUUGGCCACGACAUUGUCCCAGGUUUGGGUUUGAAGGAGUCGUUGCCAUUGUUGCUUUCUGCUGUCAAGGAGGGUAAGCUCACCAUUGACGACAUUGUUAAGCGUUUCACUAUCAACCCAAGCAAGAUUUUGAACAUUCCAAAGCAGGAUGCUUAUGUUGAUGUUGAAUUGGACAGGAUCGUGUCUAUCAACGAAACUGUUUCUUCCAUCUUCAAGAACUCCACCUUGAGAGGUUACAUCGAGAGAGUCUCCAACCACGGUGAGACUGUCUGCUUGGAUGGUACCGUUGUCACCGACGCUUCCGGUAAGAACGAAACUGAGGCUAGAGACAGAUUUGGCUCUAUCACUAGCAUCCCAGCAUCUCCAAGCUUGGGCAGAAAGGCUAGAAUGUCCUUCGGUGAGGGCCGUCGUCCAUCUUUCAAAGAGAGAGACACUCCCGCUGCUACAUUGGAGAGAUUGGGCACUGAGUUGGUGUCGCAGCCACCUGCUGGUCACUUGUUUGAGUCCAACGCUUUGGUUGACUACAUCAGAAACAAUAACUCUUUCUUGAGAAACUCAGUGUUGUCUGUCAAGUCGUUCUCCCGUUCUGACUUGCACUCCUUGUUCACUGUUGCCCAGGAAAUGAGAUUAGCUGUUGAGAGACAGGGUGUUUUGGAUUUGUUGAGAGGUAGAUUGUUGGCUACCAUGUUCUACGAACCAUCUACCAGAACAUCUUCUUCUUUCGACGCUGCUAUGCAGAGAUUGGGUGGUAGAGUUGUUGCUGUUGCUGCUGGCUCUUCCUCUGUUAAGAAGGGUGAGACUUUGCAGGACACUAUCCGUUCUUUGGCUUGUUACUCUGAUGCUAUCGUCUUGAGACACCCAGACGAAGAAUCUGCUGACAUUGCUGCUAAGUUCUCUCCUGUACCAAUCAUUAACGGUGGUAACGGAAGCAAGGAGCACCCAUCUCAGGCAUUGUUGGACUUGUUCACCAUCAGAGAGGAGUUGGGUACUGUGAAUGGUAUCACUGUUACUUUCAUGGGUGAUUUGAAAUACGGUAGACCAGUUCACUCUUUGUUGUACUUGUUGCGUCACUACCAGGUUAGAGUGCACUUGGUCUCUCCAAAGGAGUUAUCCUUGCCAUCUAGUCUUAAGGAGAUGUUGAAGGCUAACAACAUGUUGGUUUCUGAGACUGAGGAGUUGACUCCAGAAAUUAUUGCUAAGUCAGAUGUCUUGUACUGUACUAGAGUCCAGGAAGAGAGAUUCAAGGACAAGGAUCAGUACUUGAGAUUGAAGGACACCUACGUUGUUGAUAACAAGAUCUUGUCUCACGCCAAGCAGCACAUGUGUGUCAUGCACCCAUUGCCUAGAACUUCCGAGAUUAAGGAAGAGGUUGACUUUGACCAGAGAGCUGCAUACUUCAGACAAAUGAGAUACGGUUUGUACGUGAGAAUGGCCUUGUUGGCUAUGGUUAUCGGUGUUGACUUUUAA